This is a messenger RNA of Musca vetustissima, 8623 nucleotides long. Its product is annotated as dynein axonemal heavy chain 7-like. Gene Ontology annotation, molecular function: dynein intermediate chain binding; ATP hydrolysis activity; minus-end-directed microtubule motor activity. The transcript is spliced from 19 exons. The record is from RefSeq and is a predicted model, not a curated record. The annotation marks the transcript as partial. Gene Ontology annotation, biological process: microtubule-based movement. NCBI's taxonomy places the organism in Eukaryota, Metazoa, Arthropoda, Insecta, Diptera, Muscidae. Gene Ontology annotation, cellular component: dynein complex.
CUUCAUACAUGCAAAUGCGCCAGGAACGAGAAAACUUUCGCAAAAAGUUGGUAGAAUUAAUUGCCCGUAAAGAUGAUGAGGCGGCCACCACCAAUGCCAUAAAUGAUGAUUCUGGAGGUGCUGGUCCCGAUACCAUGGACUGGGACAGUGAAUUUCCCAAUCAGCAGGAAAAGGAGGUGUUACGUUAUUACUACUACAUUAAGCAUGGUAUCGAUACCAUUCAUGUAUCGCCAAUGAGCAAAAAAGUUUUAAACAGAAUUAAGAGUCAAAUUCCGCCAGUCUUAAAUAAAUGGGAGGUGGCUCUGUCAGAGAAUAUCAAUGAAAUCAAAUCCGAUUAUAUCUUCUCGAUGAAAAAAGCUGUGGUGGAUUUUGUUUUGCAAAAUUCUUUGACAAAUCUAAAAAAGGAUACAAAGCUGGAAUUGACAAAGGAGCGAAAGGAAAUCAAUGCCAUGUCGAAUAAAUGGAGAUAUCGUUACGACGAAAAUCGUUGCCGUUUAAAAAGAACCCUGUUCUGCAUACAUCGCUCUGUGGCCCACAUAUUGGAAUUGUGGAACACGAAGUACAAAGAAAUCACUUUGGUGGAUGCUCGAGAACUAUCCAAGGUCACAACGCCAUUUGAGCUGUUCGAAUUUGCGUACACUGUUGGGCGCCAUGUGGACCAGGCUAAAAAUAUGCUGGAAAAUGAAUGGUAUGGUGAAAUACAUGCAAUUCUCUUGAGGGCCAGUAAUCGUGGCCAAUUGCCGGAUGUAAGGAAAACUCGUCUGAUACAACGUUUCUAUAAUUGUGUGGCGGCUCUGAUGACCCAACAGUUGGAAGAUAUGUGUAUCCGAAGUUUAAAUCGAUUUGCCGAUUUUAUAUGUGAUUAUGCGAAAUGUAAUCCCGGCUUUAAAAUCUCUCUGAUGUUGGAGGACGAGGAUGUGAUUGUUUUCAAUCCGAAUUUUUCCAAGUUCCAAAGUGAAAUGGUGCGCAUAAUCGAAUCGAUUGUCUUGGCCGUGCAAAAUCUCCCGAGAAUUGAGAGUAAACUUUAUACAGAUUUAAAAAUCUCCGAUAAACUUACCCUGACUCCCGCCAUACCGGAAUCAUUAAUUGCUGAGACGCGUAAUCGUAUUUGUGCCCUACUCGAAGAGGAGCGUAUUGGACCCGAAUUGCGCUUGCAAGAUUUCGAUGAAUAUAUUGAUUUAAUGAAUGGUCGUGAUGCAGAGCGGGUAUCGAAAUUUAUUUCCGCCCAGCCGGAAUUCGAAGCAUUCUGUCAAAUGGUUCACGAGUAUCGUCAGAAGGAAGAUAAAAUUUCCCGAGAUAUAUGGGGUGUUAUCCGAAUGGGCCUCUAUGAAUUUCAUAGAGAAAAGUUUAUUGGCAACUUGGAAAGUUUUGGGAGGUAUAUGCAGGAACAGUUACUCAAUCAUAUGGUCAAUGAUCAGCAGAAUAAAAUCUCCAAAUUGGGUAAGGAGUAUGAGUCAAUUGCCAAGAAGGCCUUGACCAUACCCAAAGACACAGCGGAAUUGAUGAGCCUUAAGGCCUAUGUCAUAAACACCGAGGAGAAUGUGGUGCCGGAAAUGGAACAGCGUUUAAGGGUGAAUAUGGGUCAUAUUUUGUGGCUGAUGGACCAUACCCUGUACUCCCCAUUGCAAAUUAAAAACAAUUCCAAUACCUUCCAAUGGUAUUUGAAAUUACCCUCCAUAUUUGAAGAUCAUCGAGUGAUAAUUGCCGAUAAGACCAUCGAAUAUCAGGAGCUACUAAAGAAACGCAUCGAUAGUUUUCGCCGUGAACUGCAAACCUAUUUUGAUCAGGUUCAAACCUAUGAUGAAUGGGGUGAUAUCAAACAAUUGGCGAAAUAUAAACGGAAGGCUAAUAUUCUGGAUAAUCGUUUGGUUAUGGCCAUGGAUACCAUAGAUCGUAUCAACGAAGAGGAGACUUCGUAUGGAUGGGAUUUGUCGCAAUAUUUCAUAAGGAAGAAGGCUCACGAUCAGCUGAAGCCAUAUAAGACCCUAUUCGAUGCGGGUCAAGAAUUUAUGGAUAAAUAUGAUUUGUGGAUGAAUGCCCAAGUGGGAGCAUUCGAUCCAGAUGAAAUUGAAACCGAAGUGGCAAAUAUGUAUCGGAUCAUACAGAAAUUGGAAAAGCAAAUGGGUGACCAUCCCACCACAAUGACCCUGAUAAAGGAUAUCAAAGAACAAAUUGAGGCCUUCCGUGAACACAUGCCUAUUAUUUCCACAUUGGGUAAUCCGGGCAUGAAAACACGACACUGGGAAUUGGUUUCGGAGAUUAUCGGUUUUCCAAUCAAGGUUUCACCGGACUUGACAUUGGCCCGUAUCAUUGAAUAUGGCCUGGAGGAUUAUGUAGGGAAAUUUGAGACAAUUUCCGAAAGUGCCACCAAGGAAAAUAAUUUGGAAAGAGCCAUGGCUAAAAUGGUUGCGGAAUGGGAAGACAUAUCAUUUUCCGUAUCACCAUAUAGAGAUACAGGCACCUAUAAGCUGUCGGCCAUUGAUGACAUUCAGGUUCUAUUGGAUGACCAAAUUAUCAAGACCCAAACCAUGAAGAGUUCGCCAUAUAUUAAACCCUUUGAAAAGGAUAUAUUAAAAUGGGAAGCCAAGUUAAUUUUAUUGCAAGACAUAUUGGACGAUUGGUUACGUGUCCAAGCCACCUGGAUGUAUUUGGAACCAAUAUUCUCUAGCCCCGAUAUUCAACAACAAAUGCCCGAGGAGGGUAGACGGUUCAGCGCCGUGGAUAAGAUCUGGAAAGAAUUAAUGAAACAAGUCAAUGCCGAUUGCCGGGUCAUGGCCGUGGUGGAAAUUGACAAAAUGUCGGAGAAAUUGAAAAAGGCCUUCAAUCUAUUGGAAAUCAUACAAAAGGGUCUGAAUGCCUAUCUGGAAAAGAAACGUUUAUAUUUCCCGCGAUUCUUUUUCCUAUCCAAUGAUGAGCUGCUGGAAAUCCUAUCGGAAACUAAGGAUCCGACAAGGGUUCAGCCACAUUUGAAAAAAUGUUUCGAGGGCAUUGCAACCCUUAAAUUUACGGAGGAGCUGGAAGUUACAAUUAUGCGUUCAUCGGAACGUGAAGAAGUUGAACUUGUCGAUAUUAUAUCGACAGCUAAGGCCCGAGGUCAAGUGGAGAAAUGGCUAUUGGAAUUGGAGUUGGACAUGAAGAAAAGUAUUCACAAGAAAAUGAGUGAAGCAUUCUAUAGUUAUCCGAAUAGUGUUCGGCAUGAAUGGGUCCUGAUAUGGCCGGGCCAGUGUGUCCAAUCGAUAUCGUUGACCUAUUGGACUUUAAACAUAACCGAAUGUUUUAUGUCCGACGAUCCGUGCGGAAAUUUGGAAAAAUAUUUGGAAACAAAUGUUACGCAGAUCAAUCGCAUUGUGGAUUUGGUCAGAGGUGAUUUGAGCGCCCAGAACCGCAUUACGUUAGGGGCCUUGGUAGUGCUCGAUGUUCAUGCCCGUGAUGUCUUGGCCGAGAUUGUAGAGAAAAAAGUAUCCGAACUCAAUGAUUUUCAGUGGCUGUGUCAGCUUCGAUAUUAUUGGGAGGACAACAAUUUGGAUACCCGGAUGAUUAACUGUUCCCUAAAAUAUGGUUAUGAAUAUUUGGGAAAUACCACGCGGUUGGUUGUAACACCUCUGACAGAUCGUUGUUAUCGCACUCUCUUCAGUGCUCUGCAUUUACAUUUGGGUGGUGCACCGGAAGGACCCGCCGGUACCGGUAAAACUGAGACAACAAAAGAUUUAGCCAAGGCUGUGGCCAAACAAUGUGUUGUCUUUAAUUGUUCCGAUGGUUUGGAUUAUAUUGCCCUGGGGAAAUUCUUUAAGGGUUUGGCUUCAUGUGGCGCCUGGUCAUGUUUUGAUGAAUUUAAUCGUAUCGAUUUGGAGGUGCUGUCGGUGGUGGCUCAACAAAUCCUCACCAUACAACGAGGUAUUAAUUCAGGAAGUCCCACAUUGGUAUUUGAGGGUACCACCCUCACCUUGGAUCCCACGUGUGCGGUAUUUAUUACCAUGAAUCCUGGUUAUGCGGGGAGAUCGGAAUUACCGGAUAACUUAAAGGCCCUCUUCCGUUCCGUGGCCAUGAUGGUACCCGAUUAUGCCCUGAUUUCCGAAAUUGAAUUAUAUUCCUAUGGCUUUUUGACCGCCAAACCAUUAUCGGUUAAAAUUGUGGCCACCUAUCGUUUGUGUUCGGAACAAUUGAGUACCCAAUGUCAUUAUGAUUAUGGUAUGCGUGCCGUAAAAUCGGUUCUCAAAGCCGCAGGAGCUCUGAAAUUACGUUAUCGCGAUGAAAAUGAAGAUAUUUUAGUCCUACGUUCGAUAAAAGAUGUCAAUUUACCGAAAUUCUUAAAUCAAGAUGUCCCCUUGUUCCAAGGUAUUACCUCAGAUUUGUUCCCAGGAACUGUAUUGCCCGAGGCGGAUUAUGUCAUCUUCAAUGAAUGCUGUCGCGAGGCAUGCGAACGUAAUAAUAAACAGUGUACCGAUUUCUUUUUGGAAAAGGUGCAACAGUUGUAUGAAAUGAUUGUUGUACGACAUGGUUUGAUGUUGGUCGGUUUGCCGUUUGGUGGUAAGACGACUUGUUAUCGGAUAUUGGCUGAAACAUUGGAGAAUAUGGAGAAAAGGAACGCCGGUGAAAAUCGUGCAAUUUACACCAUCAUCAAUCCCAAGGCCAUUACCAUGGGUCAAUUGUAUGGCCAAUUUGAUGCUGUCUCCCAUGAAUGGAGUGAUGGGGUGCUGGCCGUAAGCUAUCGACAAUUUGCCGUCUCUGAGACCCCGGAUCGUAAAUGGUUAAUUUUUGAUGGUCCGGUCGAUGCCAUUUGGAUUGAAAAUAUGAAUACGGUAUUGGAUGAUAAUAAGAAGCUGUGUCUGAUGUCCGGAGAAAUUAUACAACUGUCGCCCACAACAAAUCUAAUAUUUGAACCAAUGGAUUUGGAGGUGGCUUCACCGGCCACAGUGUCACGAUGUGGUAUGAUCUAUAUGGAACCUUCGUCGCUGGGUUGGGAACCUUUGGUGACAUCGUGGAAAAAUCGUUUGCCAGCCAGUUUCCAUGCUGUGGCCAAGCAAUUGGUGACGUCUCUCAUCAAGCGGUUCUGUCCAAUUUUGCUGUAUAUUGUAAGGAAAGCUUCGUUGGUGGAAAUUGCCCCCACUUCGGAUGCCAAUUUAAUGGUGGCCUUGAUGAAUAUUUUCGAUUGUUUCUUGGAUGAUUUUAAGGAUGAGAAAUAUGUCCAGAAUCUAUCCGAUUUGGAUAUGAGGGCCCAAAUCGAGGGAGUGUUUUUGUUUUCCUGCAUUUGGUCCAUUGGUGCCUCUUUGGACUCGAAUAGUCGUGAGAAAUUCAAUUUGGUUUUUCGCGGCCUUAUGGAAAAGAAUUUCCCCGAUAAUUUAUAUGAAACGUUUGGCAUUCCGGAGGAGUUACAUGUUCCAGCAUUGCCCAAGCCUUUUAUUUUCCCCAUACCCAAACAGGGUUCGGUGUUCGAUUAUCGUUUCAUUAAGGAGGGUAAAGGUAAAUGGAAGCCAUGGCAGGAUGAUGUGGCCGCCGCUCCGGCCAUAAGUCGUGACAUACCCGUAAAUCAAAUUAUUAUUGUGACCAAUGAAAAUGUCCGAUCCACAGCGGUUUUGGAUUUACUUGUGCGACAUGGAAAGCCUGUGUUGUUUGUGGGACCCACCGGUACCGGAAAAAGUUGUUAUAUUAUCGAUUAUAUGCUGAAGAAAAUGGAUUUGUCUGUCUAUAAGCCUUUGCUAAUUAACUUUUCGGCCCAGACUUCGGCGAAUCAAACUCAGGAUAUAAUUAUGUCGAAAUUGGACAAGAGACGUAAGGGUGUCUAUGGUCCACCGUUGAAUAAGCGAUUUGUCAUAUUUGUCGAUGAUGUUUCAAUGCCAUUGAAAGAGAAUUAUGGCGCCCAACCUGCCAUUGAGUUGCUGCGUAUGAUGAUGGAUCAUUGGAUGUGGUAUGAUCGGAAGGCAAUUGUCCCACUGAAAUUAAUCGAUAUACAAAUGAUAUGCGCCAUGGGGCCGCCAUCGACGGGCAACACAAUUACACCACGUUUCCAGCGGCAUUUUAAUGUGGUGGCCAUUGAUGAAUUUAAUGAUGAUAUACUGAAGACUAUUUUUAGUAAAAUAAUCCUGUGGCAUUUGGAUACGAGAGGCUUCUCCAAAGAAUUUGAUCCCUGCAUCGAAGAAAUAGUCAAUGCCACCUUGACAAUUUACAAUAAGGCCAAAAUGAAUCUGCUACCCACACCAGCGAAAUCCCAUUAUCUCUUCAAUUUACGAGACUUCUCUCGAGUGAUACAGGGAGUUUUACUUUCCGUUCCCGAAGCCACAGAAGAUCUUAAUUCCAUGAGACGACUUUGGGUCCAUGAAGUAUUUCGCGUAUACGGUGAUCGCCUUGUAGAAGACUCCGAUCGCAGUUGGCUGUUCACCGCUCUCUGUGAACAAAUGCGCAACAGUUUCGCCAUCGAACCUGAAGUCCUCUUCGAACGUUUCGUUCAAAAGGGUGAAAAACUAACCGAAGCUGAUUUUCGUAAUUUAAUCUUUUGUGAUUUUACCAAUCCCAAAGCGGAUACGAAAAACUACAUUGAAGUACAAGAUUUAGACGAGUUACGCAAUGUGGUCGAAUCGUAUUUGGUCGAAUACAACAACAUGUCCAAGAAGCCAAUGAAUUUGGUAUUGUUUCGUUUUGCCGUGGAACAUUUGUCGAGAAUUUGUCGCAUUAUAAAGCAGCCACGUAGUCAUGCUCUACUUAUCGGUGUCGGUGGCUCCGGACGUCAGAGCUUGACUCGUUUGGCUUCGCAUAUAUGUGACUAUGAAUUGUUUCAAGUUGAAAUAUCUCGAUCAUAUGGACCGAAUGAAUGGCAUGAAGAUAUCAAGGGUAUAUUGCGUAAGAUCAGUUCGUCGGAAAUGCAUGGGGUGUUCUUGUUUACAGAUGUUCAGAUAAAAGAUGAAUCCUUCUUGGAGGAUAUCAACAAUUUAUUGAACUCGGGUGAAGUUCCGAACUUGUUUAGCAAUGAAGAGAAAAUGGAAGUUGUCGAGAAGAUGGCUCAAAUUGAUAAGCAGCGGGACAAGGCAGUGCAGACGGAUGGCAGUCCGGUGGCCCUGUUCAAUUUCUUUGUAACGACCUGUAAAGAUCAGCUGCAUGUGGUCCUGGCCAUGUCACCGAUUGGUGAGGCUUUGCGUAUUAGGAUACGCAAAUUUCCCUCAAUUGUGAACUGCUGUACAAUUGAUUGGUUCCAGGCAUGGCCAGAGGAUGCUCUGUUGGCAGUGUCCACAAGGUUUUUGGCCCAGGAGGAUCUAACAGAUUUGGAGCGUCGUGCAGCUAUAGAUAUGUGUAUGGAAUUUCAUACCUCCACCCAGGCAUUGUCGGAGGCAUUCUAUUUGAGAUUGAAGCGGCAUAAUUAUGUCACACCUACGUCAUAUUUGGAAUUGAUACAGACUUUCAAGACGUUGCUGAACAAGAAAAGAGCAUCUGUAAUGCUCAACAAAAAUCGCUAUUUGACUGGCAUAUCCCAAUUGGAUAUUGCCGCCCAGCAAGUGGGUGUGAUGCAGGAACAAUUGGAAGCUUUGGAACCGAAAAUUAAAGCAGCAGCCGAAACCGUUGCCAUACAAGUAGCCAAGGUCACGGAAGACAGCAAGGCAGCUGAGGAACAACGUGAAAUUGUCAAACGAGAUGAGGCAGUGGCUGCGGAACAGGCUCAAUUGGCUCAGGCCAUAAAGGAUGAAUGUGAUGCAAAAUUGGGCGAAGCCCUACCCAUACUCAAUGAGGCAAUGGCUGCCCUGAACACCCUGACCACAGCUGAUAUUGCCGUUGUUAAGACAAUGAAAUCUCCUCCGGUGGGAGUGCGUAUUGUCAUGGAAGCUGUGUGCAUUUUGAAAGAAGUUAAACCGGAACGUAUUGCCAAUCCCAGUGGUGUGGGCAUGAUUGAAGAUUACUGGGGUCCAUCGAAGAAAGUUCUGAGUGAUAUUAAAUUUUUGGAUAGUCUUUUAAAUUUCGAUAAGGAUAAUAUACCUCCAGCGGUCAUAAAGAAGCUGCAGGAAAGGGUCUUAACGAAUGAGGCAUUUGAUCCGGAAAAAAUUAAGACCGCCUCCACAGCUUGUGAGGGGUUGUGUAAAUGGGUUAUUGCCCUAACGAAAUAUGAUGUGGUGGCGAAAAUUGUUGCCCCGAAAAAGAUUGCCUUGGCCGAGGCGGAGGCUACCUAUAAUGCUGCUCAAAAAACUCUGAACGAAAAACUGGCCCAACUUGCUCGGGUCGAAGCAAAUUUGGCAGCGAUUCAGAAGGUGUUGGACAAGCAAAUGAAGGAAUAUGGCAUCCUCCAAGCGGAACAUGAGGCUUGCACGAAAAAAUUACAACGAGCGCAGGAUCUUAUCUCCGGCUUGGGUGGUGAACGCACCCGAUGGUCAGAGACCGCCAAACAGCUGGGACGCAUUUACAAUACCCUUACCGGAGAUGUGCUAAUAUCCUCCGGUGUUGUCUCCUAUUUAGGACCAUUUACCAUUGAAUAUCGUGUCGAACAGACCCGCAAAUGGGCUGAAAAAUGUGCCGGUUUUGGUAUCGUCUGCAGUCAAGAUUUUCAAUUGGUCAAUGUACUGGGCGAACCCGUCGAAAUACGUAAUUGGAAUAUAUGUGGCCUACCCACUGAUUCCUUUUCCAUUGAAAGUGCCAUUAUGAUGCA